GUCGAGAUUAGGAGAAAUAUCUGAAGUGGUAAAGUGUUUUUAGUGUUUUUAUCAUCUUAAAGAGUUUCAAUUUGUGAAUUCAGAGGAAUUUGGAGCAAUAUUACGUCACGUUUCUGGAGCAUUCUUCCCAAUGACGUCAUUCAGCCAAGACACACUCAACUACGCUGAAUUUCGUCAAGUUUGGAGGGGCAAGCACUGUUUAAAAGCAUCAAACAUAGCGACACAGUGACAAAAGGUGGCAAUCAAUCAAACUAAUUUGUUCCUCUGCACAGUUUUUCGCAGAUUUUCCUCGAUUUUUCUCAGUUAAAGUGUUCAGUGAGUGCUGAGUGACCAAGAUAAGUGUAACAGGAGUAAAAUGGCACCAAUUAAUGGAACAUUCGAUUACGAUCUUGUUGUGAUUGGAGGAGGAUCCGGAGGUUUGGCAUGUGCCAAGGAAGCCGUGGGGCAUGGGGCUAAAGUGGCUGUCCUGGACUUUGUGAAACCCUCUCCGCAGGGCACAAAGUGGGGUCUGGGGGGUACAUGUGUCAAUGUGGGCUGCAUUCCCAAGAAGCUCAUGCAUCAGGCCUCUCUCCUGGGAGAGGGAGUUUAUGAGGCUCAGGCCUACGGAUGGACAGAUGUCAGCAAUGCAGGAAGCACCAUCAACUGGCCAGCCCUCACAGAAGCCGUGCAGAAUCACAUCAAGUCAGUGAAUUGGGUCACUAGAGUGGAUCUGAGGGACAAGAAGGUGGAAUAUGUGAACGGACAAGGGUACUUUAAGGAUCCUCACAAUGUUGUUGCGGUGAUGAAGAACGGAACGGAGAAAGUGCUCAAUGCUAAACAUAUCGUGAUUGCGGUUGGUGGUCGUCCACGCUAUCCAGACAUUCCAGGUGCUCUUGAGUACGGAAUCACCAGCGAUGACAUCUUCAGCUGGCCAACGCCUCCUGGAAAGACGCUCGUCGUCGGAGCGGGAUACAUUGGCCUGGAAUGCGCUGGAUUUCUGAAGGGUUUUGGAUACGAUGCCACAGUGAUGGUGCGUUCGAUUGUCCUUCGGGGCUUUGAUCAGCAAAUGGCGGACAUUGUGGCCAGUUCGAUGAUUGAGAAGGGAAUCAAUUUCCUGUUCAAAACAAUUCCGACUUCGGUUGAGAAGACGCCCGAGGGGCGACUUCUGGUGAAGUAUCGCAACAGUGAAGGGGUCGAAGGCAGCGAUGUCUUUGACACUGUUCUGUUUGCAAUUGGUCGGACGGCUCUGACGGAUGAUCUGAAGCUGGAGAAUGCGGGAGUGAAGGUGAAUGAGGAUAACAGCAAGAUCCCGGUGAAUGAGUCUGAAGAGACAAAUGUUCCGGGGAUCUAUGCGGUUGGGGAUGUGAUCAAUGGACGGCCAGAACUGACUCCAGUGGCUAUCCUUGCGGGUCGUUUGUUGGCCAGAAGAAUCUUUGGGGAUGGGAAGGAUUUGAUGGAUUACAGGGAUGUGGCCACGACGGUCUUCACGCCGCUCGAAUACGGUUGCGUGGGGAUGAGCGAGGAGGCGGCUGUGAAGGAAUUCGGCGAGGACAACGUUGAAGUAUUUCAUGCCUACUACAAGCCAACGGAAUUCUUCGUUCCGCAGAAAAGUGUCCGGUAUUGCUAUCUGAAGGCCGUGGCGAAGAGAGAAGGAGACCAGAAAGUCCUCGGACUGCACUACGUUGGGCCAGUUGCAGGAGAAGUUAUUCAGGGAUUCGCAGCUGCAGUCAAAUCCGGCCUAACGAUGAAUAUUUUAAUGAAUACGGUGGGCAUUCAUCCGACAACUGCAGAGGAAUUUACUAGGCUCAACAUCACGAAACGCUCAGGAGUUGAUCCAACUCCAGCUUCCUGCUGCAGUUAAAUCAUUUUUGUUUUCAUCUCGCGUUGAAGUAAUCUUAAAAGAAUUGUACUCACGAAGAACACAAAACACCUUCAACCGAUUCUCAGUGUCACACCAAUUGGAAAUUUAUUGUAUUGUUAGUAAAAAAGAAUUAUUUUUUGUAGAGAAAAAUACACAUUUUCACAGGAGGAACUCACAUCAA
Molecule: messenger RNA, 2021 nt
Organism: Phlebotomus papatasi
Lineage: Eukaryota; Metazoa; Arthropoda; Insecta; Diptera; Psychodidae
Gene: Trxr1
Product: thioredoxin reductase 1, mitochondrial
Exons: 5
Coding region: 356-1840 (494 amino acids)
Biological process (GO): cell redox homeostasis; glutathione metabolic process; cellular response to oxidative stress
Cellular component (GO): cytosol; mitochondrion
Molecular function (GO): thioredoxin-disulfide reductase (NADPH) activity; glutathione-disulfide reductase (NADPH) activity; flavin adenine dinucleotide binding
Source: RefSeq, a predicted model, not a curated record